This is a messenger RNA of Wallemia mellicola CBS 633.66, 1326 nucleotides long. RefSeq lists its product as hypothetical. Gene Ontology annotation, biological process: cell division. The coding region runs from base 1 to 1239 and encodes 412 amino acids. The transcript is spliced from 2 exons. Gene Ontology annotation, cellular component: plasma membrane. Lineage: Eukaryota; Fungi; Basidiomycota; Wallemiomycetes; Wallemiales; Wallemiaceae. The record is from RefSeq and is a predicted model, not a curated record.
AUGGAAAACAACCAGGCAGUUAUUUUAAUUUCCUUCAAUGGUACAACAGCUUAUCAAUCAUACGAUAAUCAGCGUGUACCUCUAAGCACAGGCGUACUAGACCUCUCUUUGGUUUCAGUCAACUCCACGAUAAAUUACGACAAUCCAACGGAAAUAUUCGAUACAAACAAAACUAGCGGCGCUGACUACUGGUUGGUACUCUCUAUCAGAUCAGAGAAAGCGCAGCCAUUUGAAAUGGCCUUGCCUGCAGCUAUACCAAUUGAAAGAAUAUCAGACAGAGGAUACAGCAUACCCUCACCAACACUCCCAGAUGCUUUCAUUGAGUUGGAGUUACCAGAGAAAUACUCACAUGACGAUAAAGAAUCCUUCGACGUCAUCCUCGGUUCAUAUGCUUCUCUUCCCGUCACAGAAGAGCAAAAUGAUCUCCGUGGUAAACUCUGUUUGGUUGAUACACAAGAUGGUCACGUGUUAGGUUCACUAGACGCAGCAGGUACUGCCGUCGAGGAUAGCUCUCUCACUGAGAAAGGCAACGAGAAGCAACCAGUUGUUGUUGAUUUACCAGAACAACCACAAGAUCAUCUCAAGGUUACAGCCGCAAAAGACCCUUCACUCAUGAUCAGGAGUAGCAACUACGUCAGUCAGGCUAUCAUCGGUGGUGGUAACCUCCUCGGAAAGGGUUUGGCUGCCGGUUCUUCAACUUUCGUAGCACGUACUAAGGCGGGCGAUAAACCACUCGUCUUCUCUGAAAACCAAAGGAAGAAUGCUGCAAGGGUACACAAUGUCACAGGUCAAGUCGCCAACGUCUCAGCUAAAACUGCAGGAAUGAUUGCAGAUUCUGCAAGAGGUGUCGGUGCCUAUAUCACAGGAAAAGGCAAGAAAGAUGAUGAAAGGAAUGCAGACAAGAAACCAGGCUUCCUCAAUCGCGCUUUCAUGGCUGCCGACAAUGUCUUUACAUCCGUCGAGCAAGCUGGAAAAACACUAAUUAAUGACACUUCAAUGGCUACUUCUGUCAUGGUUGCUCACAAAUAUGGCCAAGAUGCAGGUCAAGCUGUUAGAGGAGUCGGUGAUUCGGUACACAACGCAGCACUAGUCUAUAUUGAUGUCAGAGGUAUUUCCAGAAGAGCACUCAUCAAAUCUGCCGGUAAAGGUGCCCUCUUUGGCAACAAGCAAAGUGGCUCCAGUAGCCCUUCGCUUAACGCUUCACCAACACCACCACCUGCUUUACCUCCAAAGAAGUAAAGGGUGCAUGAAUAGAGUAACGACUUAGAAUGGAAUUUGUAACGAGAAAUUUAAAUGAAAAUGAUAAAUGAUGUACAUACUUCUAAC